AUGACUGAAAGACGUCGUACCACAUCGCAACAGCAAUUCACGGAGGAGAAUCAGGGUUACCCAGAAGCAAACAAUUCGCCAGCACGGCGAGAUUCUCAGAAAGUUCGCACGCGGUCUCCAGUGCCGGACCCCUCGACAGGAACCGGGAUCACGAAAGAACGUCGAGAAAAGCGAAGGUCGAGGGGAAGCUCCUUGGUGACAGACGAAUUAGCCUCAGGAGCGACGGCUAUGGCGGCAACAGCAGCGGCAGAGCAGCGGCCAGUCACGCCCACGUCCUCCUCUCUCCCAAUCCCGUCCGUCCCCGAACACCCCCCCGCGUUGGACUUUCCUAGAGCGUCAACUUCCGGUGCUGCGCCGCCGUCAGCAGGCGCCGCCGCUGCACGGGGAAGCGCACCGGGAAAGGAGCUACGCAAGUCGCGAGGCGGCUCGAUGCUGCUCGACGAGAUGCUGCUGGAGGGGCCUCCGCUGGCAGUCAAGGCCGGGCUCGACCGGGGGAGGUCGUAUUCGAGGGGAGGGUUACCUGCUGCUCUCGCUGCCGUGGCGGAUGAAGCGUCCGCUGCCGCCGCCGCUGCUGCUGCUGGUGGUAGUGGUGGGGGGAUGGGGGGAAUUGCUGCUGCUGGUGGCUUGCGAGAGUCCCACCGCAAGCCCCUCCUAGCUCGUCAUCGCUAUCGCUCCGCCUCCAUGACCGCCGCUGAAAUCGCCAGACUUACAGUUGGAGACGCGGGUUCGAAUCCUGCCGGAGAACGCAGCCCCAGUCGCCACAACCACCCUCCCCGCAGUAGCUCUCCCCACGCCAUUCAGGCGGGAAACAAUCCCCCACGUCCCUUCAAUGCUCCUGUUGCAAAGCAUGGCUAUACUCCUGUUCGUUGCUUUAGCGCGGAUGGAGAGGGCCCCGUUGAUGAUGGCGGCUCUGUGUAUCAGAGCCGUGCUGCUGGGAAAGGCAGCACUAAUGACCCUGGUGUUGCAGCAGUGAGAAACGCCCGGAACAAGGCAGGAAGGGAGCAGUUGGUGUGGCCGGGCCAGCAUAAGGAGCAGGAGGAUGAGGAACAGCAAGAGGAGGAAGAACAGUGGGAGGACCAGCAGAAGCAAAGAGACCAGCAGCAAAGGCAACAAAAGUAUCCAACGUCUCGAACUGGACAUGCUCGGUCCGCCUCAGGGCCCCUCUCCUUCCUUGCUUCUCCUGGUUCUCCCUCUCCCUCGCCCCCACGCUGGGCGGGUCCCAGUAGCCGCCUUGCCCACUCCGCCUUGUCCGCCGCUGCACAAGGCGAACACAGGCCACCGCAGAAUCAUCAGCGGCAGCAGCAGCAGCAGGCCAUGUAUGGGCGUAGUAACCGAAAGGAGAAGUUAAUGAUAAGCAGUGAGCAGGGAGAAAGAGACGAGGAUGAGGGUGAGUGCGAAGGCGAGGGCAGAGGAGAGUGGGCGGCAGGGGACGCGGAGUGGGAAGGGGAAACGCCCAAGGAUCGCACAGAGUGGUACCAAGAGUGGGAGGACACGAGACCCUGGGACCAUGGCUCCAAGCCUGCUGCUUCUGCAGGUCAGGGUCUACACCAUAUGCAGCAGCAGCAGCAGCAGCAGCAGCAGCAGCAGCAGCAGCAGCAGCAGCAGCAGCAGCAGCAGCAGGGAAGGCAUCAAAAGCAGCAGCCGCCGCAGCAGCAGCGCCAAUCCCAGCGUGCAGUGAAGGUCCCUUUGCAUGGUCGCCCCCGCCGUACCAUGUCCGCCCUGCCCUCUGCCGUGCUCAGCAGCGAUUUCUCCUGGGACAGUGGCCGCACGGCUGCACUCUCUCGCCUCCGCAACUCCUCUGUUGAGGAAGCUGCUAUGGAUGACGUCACGAGUGAGGCCUGGAGAGGGGAGGAGGUGCAGGGGGAGGAGAGAGCGAUGAUGUCAGCAGCAGCAGCUGCCAUGCUGGACCUCGAGCUGUCUGACUCAGCAGAGGAAACUGCUACGGAAGAUGAAUGGAUAGGGUCAGGGCGAGGGAAAGGGAGCCGUGCAGCUGGCUUCAGUUCCGGUGGUUCUGCUCGUUUGGGUGGUUCUGGUGGUUUUGAUUGUUACGGUGGUUCUGGCCGUUUGGUUGGUUCUGGUAAUUCGGAGCAUUCCGGUGGUUCGCUUGGUGGUUUGCAUAUGGAUGGGGGGGGAGAGGGGGGAUCUUCACAAACGCAACGAGAUGCCAGCCUCCUUCAGAGCGUAUCAACUCCUCAAAGGUCGCGAGAAACGCACGCAAGUAGGCUGAAAUCGGGGCGUGCACAAGGCGAGAAGUUAGGGUUAGGCCACGUGUCAAUGUCACAAGGCCUGAAGCCAGGCCACAUUCGGAGCAGGUCAGUGGGUCAUGGUCUCGGGCACAGGGAGAUGGGCGGCCGUCUGGGGAGCACAGGAGAGGUGGAGAAGGAGGAGGGGGGUUCCCAUGAGUCGGCCGACGAGGAAUCUCAAGAGUGCGACCACAAGGGCUUGGAGAAGAGUGGAAGUAAAUCUGGAGGAAGCGGUUUCAAAGGAAGGGACACUCGAGGCGCCCGAUCGCUGACCUCUGUGGGUCGAUCGGGUGCAGAGGAGUGGCACGGGGAGGAGCCUUUUGAGUCGCCUGGAUUGGGCGUGGCUGAACUUGAGAGUGAUGGUUGGAAGGCUGGCCCGUUCACCCCUCAGGAGGACAGGGACGGGCGCAAGGUGAAUGAGAGGGGGAGUAGCAAGGGGAGUGGCAAGGGGAGGGCGGAUGGGGAGGAGGUGAGGGUUAAAGGAAAAUGGAAGGCGGGUGAAGAGGAGGUGAGAGUAGCUUGGGACGCAGUAGGAGUGAUGCUGAAGGGAGGAAGGGAAGGGGGGAGACGGAAGGAUGUAGGAAGAGAGGAGAGGGGAAAGGGGCAAGAGAGGGAGGAGGUAAGGCUAGGUGGAGUAGAUGCGGAUGAUGCUGUUUGUACGGGUGAGAAGGGGAGUGCCCCUGCAACGGGUUGUGAUCCUAUUUUUGAGUCGACUCAAUUUUCUAGUCGACUCAAAAAUAGACUCACCGAUGCGGAUGACGCCGUUUGUGGGGGUGAGAAGGGAAUUGGCCCGGCUACGGGUAGUGAUCGGAGGGAGGGGAGCAGCAAGGAGGGAAGCAGGAGUAGUCACGGAUUCGGCAGUCGACGAGAUUGGGAAGGGGGAGACAAGAUGAUGGUUACGAAGGAACAGAGGCAGGGGCAGCAGCAGCAACAGCAGGAGCGGGAGCAGCAACAGCAGGGGCAGCAGCAGCAACAGCAGGAGCGGGAGCAGCAACAGCAGGGGCAUCAGCAGCAACAGCAGGAGCAGGAGGAGGUGCAACCUCCACCUCCACCGCCACCACAGUCACGGUCCAGGCUCACUCGCCUACCCUCCGCCUCUCUGCUCGCCUUUCAUCUGGACACAGGCACCCCCCUCCCUCUUGCCUCGGUUGUCCUUCCCCCAGACAUUGCCGACUUUCUCGACACUGACCCCACGGGCAGCCUCAAACGGGCAGGUGAAAGUUUUCACCCAGGGCUGGGUAGCAGAGGGGAGGGAACAGAGGAGAAUUCAGUCACUGUAGCUCCUGCUCCCGUUCGAGCUUAUACCGCACCAGGGGCAGCUACAAAUGAAUCUUCUGGAGGACUUGCCCAUAGCCGCUUGGCACGAGCGCAGGCGGGGGAGGCAGGUGCUUCUGAGACUGAGACGGUUCAAACAAGAAAGGAUGCUUCCCCGGCAGGGCCAGAGGAGGGGAUGGGAAAGAGCUUGACUGUGAAAGAGCGGGCCAUGAGGAAGGGGCUUCUUUCUGGCACGCUGGCAGAACUUCGGAGGGGUAAGGAUGAUGAUAGAGGGAGGGGUAAGGAUGAUGAUAGAGGGAGGGGUAAGGAUGAUGAUAGAGGGAGGGGUAAGGAUGAUGAUAGAGGGAGGGGUAAGGAUGAUGAUAGAGGGAGGGGUAAGGAUGAUGAUAGAGGGAGGGGUAAGGAUGAUGAUAGAGGGAGGGGUAAGGAUGAUGAUAGAGGGAGGGGUAAGGAUGAUGAUAGAGGGAGGGGUAAGGAUGAUGAUAGAGGGAGGGGUAAGGAUGAUGAUAGAGGGAGGGGUAAGGAUGAUGAUAGAGGGAGGGGUAAGGAUGAUGAUAGAGGGAGGGGUAAGGAUGAUGAUAGAGGGAGGGGUAAGGAUGAUGAUAGAGGGAGGGGUAAGGAUGAUGAUAGAGGGAGGGGUAAGGAUGAUGAUAGAGAGAGGGAUGGAGGAGACGGGAGUGGGGGACUUGGGAAAGAUGAGGGCCGGGGAGUUGGAAAGGUUGUGUCUGGGGAGAGUGGGAAAAGUGGCAGCAGCAGGAGGGUUGGGAAGGGAGGAUUUGUGAAAGCUGCUACUGUGCAGGAUAGGAGGAGGGGGGCAGGGAGAGAGGGAACAGGCAGCGGUAGCAGCGUAUUGUGCCAUUCCUCCGUUGCGCCGCACACACUCGCCACGCCGCUGCGCGCCGAUUCACGCACGCGGAAAGGCGCGGUUGCAGCGGUUGCCGUGCCGCGAUCCGCAUCGAGAGUGAAGCUCGAUGCGUACGUGACGAGCCGCGCGCACGUGGGCGCGAAGCAGCUGAUGGGUCAGAGCCUCCAUUCGGCGACGGAAGUGUUGCGAUCACGACACGUGGUGGGAUCGUGCGGAAGACGAGGAGUCGUCGAGAUGGUCAUCCCGUUUCAAAAGGGCGAGGCCACGCAGCAGCCGCCACCGGAUCUCCCAUCGUACCUCUUCAAGAACCGCAUUGUGUUCCUGGGCAUGUCGCUCGUGCCCUCCGUCACGGAGCUCAUCAUGGCGGAGCUGCUGUACCUGCAGUACGACAGCCCUGAGAAGCCGAUUUAUAUGUACAUCAACUCGACUGGAACAACUAAGGACGGGGAGAAGCUGGGGUACGAGACAGAGGCGUUUGCCAUCUAUGACACCAUGCGCUACGUGAAGCCUCCGAUCUUCACACUGUGUGUGGGCAACGCGUGGGGGGAGGCGGCGCUGCUGCUGUCUGCAGGGUCUAAGGGCAACCGGUCGGCACUGCCCUCCUCUUCCAUCAUGCUCAAGCAACCCAUCUCUCGGUUCCGCGGGCAGGCCACCGACAUUGACAUCAUGCGCAAGGAAGUGCGGAACGUGAAGAUAGAACUGGUGAAGCUGUACUCGCGGCACACGGGCAAGUCGGAGGAGACGAUCGAGAAUGACAUCCGGCGUCCCUUGUACCUCACACCUGAUGCUGCCGUGGAGUAUGGCAUCAUUGAUAAGGUUCUUGACACGGACGCCAAGAACGAUAGUGUUGUCGAUUCCCUUCGCAAACGACAGCUUAUCUAG
Closterium sp. Naga37s-1 is the source of this 5265-nucleotide messenger RNA. The record is from the annotation of a GenBank genome assembly. NCBI's taxonomy places the organism in Eukaryota, Viridiplantae, Streptophyta, Zygnematophyceae, Desmidiales, Closteriaceae.